AUGUGCACCACCACCAAGUGCACCAACACCAAGUGCACCAACACCAAGGGCAUCAACACCAAGGGCAUCAACACCAAGGGCAUCAACACCAAGGGCAUCAACACCAAGGGCAUCAACACCAAGGGCAUCAACACCAAGGGCAUCAACACCAAGGAGUAG
This is a messenger RNA of Drechmeria coniospora, 159 nucleotides long. RefSeq lists its product as uncharacterized. Bases 1 to 159 code for a protein of 52 amino acids. The transcript has a single exon. The record is from RefSeq and is a predicted model, not a curated record. Lineage: Eukaryota; Fungi; Ascomycota; Sordariomycetes; Hypocreales; Ophiocordycipitaceae.